Molecule: messenger RNA, 2128 nt
Organism: Anolis carolinensis (green anole)
Lineage: Eukaryota; Metazoa; Chordata; Lepidosauria; Squamata; Anolidae
Gene: zc4h2
Product: zinc finger C4H2-type containing
Exons: 5
Coding region: 137-811 (224 amino acids)
Biological process (GO): positive regulation of neuron differentiation
Cellular component (GO): nucleus
Source: RefSeq, a predicted model, not a curated record
GAGGCUUUGCUCUCCUCCUCCUCCUCCUGCUGCAGUCUUUGCGCUCAGAAAAAAGGGGGGCUCCGUUGUGCCUAUUGUACUGGGCUUUUUUUCCUCCCCAAUUGAUUAUUAUUGCUCUCGCACAUUGCAAGGAAGCAUGGCCGAGGAGCAGGAGAUCAUGUGCAAGCUGGAAAGCAUCAAGGAGAUCCGGAACAAGACUCUGCAGAUGGAGAAGAUCAAAGCCCGCUUGAAGGCGGAAUUCGAGUCACUGGAGUCAGAGGAGAGGCACCUGAAGGAAUACAAGCAGGAGAUGGACCUCCUUCUGCAGGAGAAGAUGGCGCAUGUGGAGGAAUUGCGCCUCAUCCACGCCGACAUUAAUGUGAUGGAAAACACAAUCAAGCAGUCCGAGAACGACCUCAACAAGCUCCUGGAGUCGACCCGGCGCCUGCAUGAGGAGUACAAGCCUCUCAAGGAGCAUGUGGAUGCCUUGAGGAUGACGCUGGGUUUGCAGAGGUUGCCGGACCUGUGUGAGGAGGAAGAGAAACUCUCCUUAGAUUACUUUGAAAAGCAGAAAGCCGAGUGGCAGACGGAGCCGCAGGAGCCUCAAAUUCCAGAAUCCUUGGCAGCAGCAGCGGCAGCAGCCCAGCAGUUGCAAGUGGCCAGAAAACAAGACACCCGACAGACAGCCACCUUCCGGCAACAGCCACCGCCCAUGAAGGCUUGCUUGUCGUGCCACCAGCAGAUCCACCGGAACGCGCCCAUCUGCCCGCUCUGCAAAGCCAAGAGCCGCUCUCGGAACCCCAAGAAGCCCAAAAGGAAGCAAGACGAGUGAAAGGCCGGGCAGCCAAUCACAAUGUGUUGUGCGACCAGACCCCGCCCCUGGCCCGCCCCUUUCCAGUAGAACUGUCCCUGUGGCCCGAAUUGACCCCAAUGCAAAAGAAGAGUGUAUUUGAGUUGAGUAAUUACCUUUUUAAAAAUGUGAUGUAAGCACAACUGUUCCGUUGAGACUUAAUUUUCCUUUUGCUUAGCGUUUUUUUUUUCUUUAAUAGGAAAAUAUUAGAGUCGAUGGUGCUACGUAGAUAACUGAUUUUUUUCAUCCCACCUUUUGGACUUUGCAAAAAAAAAAUAAGGCGAAGGUGGAAGGACAUUUUCUAUGUAGAAAAUAGAAAUCUGUGACAUGCAUUUCAUCUUUUUUAUUAGUCGAUAGACUGAGGACUUUUUUCUACUCACCAAAAUGCCAUUGUUUCCCAUUCAUUCCUGGCUGUAUUUUUCUACUUUCCCACUCUGCUCCAAAGCUCGGAAACGGUUUCGUAGGAUACAUCUGUAUUUAUGUCUGGGUUAUGGUGUUUGCUUACUCUUUCUUUCACGUUUUUUGAGCAUUUUUUUAAGAAAAGAAAUUUGUGCUGAAUUGAUAUUUUGCAUAAUCUGUGUACUGUGAAUAUUUCUCUCUGUUGUAUAAAUACUGCAGCCUUGCUCCCCUACUUUUACCCAUCCUUUUGCACAACUAUGCCGUUUCCUCCCGUUUUGCUUAAUGUUUUUGCAGACUGAUAAUUGCAAAUCUUAACUGGAAAUAUUGGGAAUUUGGAGUUCAAAAUGCAGGCGCUUCUCCUAAGAUAGUCCUCCAAAAAAAGUCCUCUUCCAAAAAAAGUACAGUAGAGUCUCACUUAUCCAAGCUAAACGGGCUGGCAGAUAAGCGAAUAUGUUGGAUAAUAUGGAGAGAUUAAGGAAAAGCCUAUUAAACAUCAAAUUAGGUUAUGAUUUUACAAAUUAAGCACCAAAGCAUCAUGUUAUACAACAAAUUUGACAGAAAAAGUAGUUUCUGCAGUAAUGCUAUGUAGUAAUUACUGUAUUUACGAAUUUAGCACCAAAAUAUCACGAUAUAUUGAAAACAUUGACUACAAAAAUGUGUUGGAUAAACCAGAAUGUUGGAUAAGCGAGUGUUGGAUAAGUGAUACUUUACUGUAACAAAACCAAAUGGAAAAGUAACAAGCGGUGCAGCAGCUUUUGUAAAACGUUAUUUUAUUCAGUAUUGUUAGCAAGAGCUACAAGGUACUUUUUACAAGUUUGCUUUUGUAACAAACACAUAGUUUUGUAUUAUGUGUUAACCAUAACAUCAGCUUUCAGAGGAUUAAUAAAUAACUUAGGUCCA